Messenger RNA from Helobdella robusta, 1041 nucleotides. RefSeq lists its product as hypothetical. The transcript is spliced from 7 exons. NCBI's taxonomy places the organism in Eukaryota, Metazoa, Annelida, Clitellata, Rhynchobdellida, Glossiphoniidae. Gene Ontology annotation, biological process: regulation of transcription by RNA polymerase II; anterior/posterior pattern specification. Bases 1 to 1041 code for a protein of 346 amino acids. Gene Ontology annotation, molecular function: RNA polymerase II cis-regulatory region sequence-specific DNA binding; DNA-binding transcription factor activity, RNA polymerase II-specific. The record is from RefSeq and is a predicted model, not a curated record. Gene Ontology annotation, cellular component: nucleus.
AUGCGAACAAACACGUUCACAGUAAGUUUGUAUGUUUUCUGGAUACACGUUGAUGAAUGGUUGGUUCAGCUUAUCGAUGUAAUAUUUCAAGGAAACUCUCCAAGGGCUGGCGUAGCCUGUCAUGGUCCGAAUUCUUCUCAGAGACGUAGGGGGAGGCAAACUUACAGCAGAUACCAGACAUUAGAGCUGGAAAAGGAGUUUCAAUUCAAUAGAUAUCUAACCAGAAAACGCCGAAUAGAGAUUGCCCACUCACUCUGCCUGACUGAGAGACAGAUCAAAAUCUGGUUCCAGAACAGACGCAUGAAAUCGAAAAAAGAGAUUCAACAGAUUAGAGAACUGAACGAGAUCGGUGGCGUCAUCUGUAGCGGCACCAACCACAGCAGCAGCAGCAGCAUGCCCACUCAGCUACCGAAUAUUUUUAACGGUUCAAUGCCGAAUGUCGUCGGUAUGGACCGUAUGAAUACCAGUCUGAACUUCAAUGCCGCCUUCCAUGCGGUUAGCGGUUCCGGUUUGAGUAACUGUAACAUCGCUGGCGGUUUCGGUGCUGUUGGUAGUGGCGGGAAAACUACAAAAGGCGGGAAAUCCAAAAACGCUAAAAAUGGCAGCAACAACAACAAUAACAACAACAACAAUGACAGUAAUAAUGUUGUUGUUAAUGGUUUUGCUGGAGCUGAUGGUUGUUGUCUUAAUAUCGCUCACUCGCCACAAAAUGGCGGCAUCACUGCCGUGGGAUGUUUAUCUACAAAGAAUAAUAAUUUCAUCAACGUCACCAAAAACAAUAAUAAUAAUAAUAACAAUAAUAAUAAUAAUAAUAAUCCCAUUAAGAACUUCAAUACCAGGCACAACAUUAACAACAACAACCUCGUCAUGAACAACAACAUCAACAACAAUAACAACAAUCUCAACAUCGUCAUAAAUAACAACAUUAUCAACAACAACCUCAACAACAGCAACAAAACAGCAUACAUAUUUUUUGAGUUUUCCAGAUCCAUUUACAAUGGAAAACCUUUUGACGUUGUGUUUGUUUCCCUGUUGUCAUAG